Messenger RNA from Encephalitozoon intestinalis ATCC 50506, 606 nucleotides. RefSeq names its product Rab GTPase. Lineage: Eukaryota; Fungi; Microsporidia; Unikaryonidae. The coding region runs from base 1 to 606 and encodes 201 amino acids. The transcript has a single exon. The record is from RefSeq and is a predicted model, not a curated record. Gene Ontology annotation, molecular function: GTPase activity; GTP binding.
AUGGACUCCGAAUGUAAAUACCUAUUCAAGAUAAUCUUGAUUGGGAAUAGUGGAGUUGGAAAAACCUGCCUCAUGAAGAGAUACACGGACGAGACAUAUAGCUUUACUCAAUCCAGCACAAUAGGUGUUGAUUUCAAAAUAAAGUCUCUUGAGGUUGAGGGGGAGAGAGUGAAGCUUCAGAUAUGGGAUACGGCAGGACAGGAAAGAUUCAGAGCAAUUAUAUCCAAUUAUUAUCGAGGAGCACAUGGGAUUAUAAUAGUGUUUGAUAUGGGAAGUAAGGAGUCGUUUAAUAAUCUCGGAGAUUGGCUAAGUGAGGUUAGAAAGAAUACAAAUGAAAAUGUUGAGAUAAUUAUUCUGGGAAAUAAGGUCGAUGAUAAGGAAAAAAUUGUGAUUACUGAAGAAGAAAUAGAAAGGUUUCUGGGGGAAAACAACAUUGAAAAGUCGUCGUUUUAUAUGACAAGUGCAAAGGAUAACAUUUGUGUCAACGAUAGCUUUGAAUAUCUAACGAGAAAACUUAUUGAUAAAUACAAGAAAAUAGGUUUUGGCACUGGAAAGGAGUCUUUCAAGCUUAAUGUAGGAGAUCCAAAAAAAACUUGUUGCCUGUGA